Messenger RNA from Mangifera indica (mango), 2731 nucleotides. RefSeq names its product DEAD-box ATP-dependent RNA helicase 3, chloroplastic. NCBI's taxonomy places the organism in Eukaryota, Viridiplantae, Streptophyta, Magnoliopsida, Sapindales, Anacardiaceae. The record is from RefSeq and is a predicted model, not a curated record. Gene Ontology annotation, molecular function: ATP binding; RNA binding; zinc ion binding. The transcript has 10 exons. The coding region runs from base 126 to 2348 and encodes 740 amino acids.
AGUGGAGGUGCGCAAGGCCAUUCGUUUUCGAAAGACUGGCCUUAUCUCUCAACUUAUUCUUCUUCACCCUAACGCCGCCUCCUCCUCCAUUCUCUUCCAAACUUACUCACUAAUUUUACUUCAAAAUGUCCUCUAUACUACUCGGAUUAUCUUCAACUCCCUUCUUGAAGGUCUCCGCUAAACAAGCUACGUCGUCGUCUUUGUUUAGCUCUUUCCGGUUGGCUGACAAGUCUCACUUCAAUGCUUUGAUAGCUUCGAGCAAUAGGCCUUUGGUUCUUAGGAGCAGUAUCCUCAGCUUUGUCCCUUCGGCUAUAGCUACUCCUAACAACGUCCUCAGUGAAGAAGCCCUCAAAGGUCUCAGUGACUUCUCUGACAAUUCCGACCCUCUUGACGAGGAUUAUGAGUCUGAGAGCUUUAGUACGGACGAAGAUGAACUUGCCAUUUCUAAGCUAGGUUUGCCGGACCGUCUCGUUGAUACUCUUGAGAAGCGUGGCAUUACUCACCUUUUCCCCAUCCAGAGAGCUGUUUUAGUUCCAGCUCUACAAGGUAAAGAUUUGAUUGCUCGUGCAAAGACUGGGACUGGGAAGACAUUAGCCUUUGGUAUCCCGAUACUUAAACGUCUUACUGAAGAUGCUGAUCAAGCUCCUUCUCUCAGGCGUGGUCGACUUCCAAAAGUUUUGGUUCUUGCACCUACUCGUGAGUUAGCGAAGCAAGUAGAGAAAGAACUUAAAGAGUCUGCUCCUUAUUUGAACACUGUGUGCGUGUAUGGAGGUGUUUCAUAUAACACUCAACAAAAUGCUCUUGCCAGCGGGGUGGAUGUGGUUGUUGGAACACCUGGUCGAAUCAUUGACCUUAUUAAAAGUAACUCCCUCAGAUUGGGAGAAAUUGAGUUUUUGGUUCUUGAUGAAGCUGAUCAGAUGCUUGCCGUUGGAUUUGAGGAGGAUGUUGAAGUUAUUUUGGAAAAUCUUCCACCCAAGAGACAGAGCAUGCUUUUCUCUGCAACUAUGCCUGCUUGGGUCAAGAAAUUGUCUAGAAAAUAUUUGGACAGUCCUCUCAAUAUAGAUUUGGUUGGUGACCAAGAUAAAAAGCUUGCAGAAGGGAUCAAACUUUAUGCUAUAUCAACAACUGCAACCUCAAAGCGAACCAUUCUUAGUGAUCUUGUAACGGUGUAUGCAAAGGGUGGGAAGACCAUUGUAUUUACACAGACAAAACGAGAUGCUGAUGAAGUCUCAAUGGCAUUGACAAAUAGUAUAGCUUCUGAGGCUUUGCAUGGAGAUAUUUCUCAGCACCAAAGGGAGAGAACAUUAAAUGGUUUUCGACAAGGAAAAUUCACUGUUCUUGUUGCCACUGAUGUUGCAGCUCGUGGGCUUGAUAUCCCCAAUGUUGAUUUGGUUAUCCACUAUGAACUUCCAAACGACCCGGAGACUUUUGUUCAUCGCUCUGGGCGUACUGGGCGUGCAGGGAAGGAAGGAACUGCUAUUCUAUUGUUUACUAGUAGCCAGAGGAGAACAGUUCGAUCUCUUGAGCGUGAUGUUGGGUGCAAGUUUGAGUUUGCUAGUCCGCCGGCCGUUGAAGAGGUUUUGGAAUCAUCAGCUGAGCAAGUAGUUGCUACUCUUAAUGGAGUUCAUCCUGAGUCUGUGGAGUAUUUCAUCCUUACUGCCCAAAAGUUGAUUGAAGAACACGGAACAAAUGCUCUUGCUGCUGCACUAGCACAGUUGAGUGGAUUCUCACAGCCUCCUUCAUCCCGCUCUCUUAUCACCCAUGAGCAGGGAUGGGUGACAUUACAAUUGACACGGGAUUCAGGUUACUCCAGAGGGUUCUUAUCUGCUAGAUCUGUCACUGGAUUCCUUUCUGAUGUUUAUCCUGCUGCUGCUGAUGAACUAGGAAAAAUACAUAUAAUUGCUGAUGACAGGGUUCAAGGAGCAGUUUUCGAUCUCCCAGAGGAGAUUGCCAAGGAGUUGCUGAAUAAGCAAUUACCACCUGGGAACACCAUUUCCAAAAUUACCAAGUUGCCUGCCUUGCAAGAUGAUGGGCCUUCAAGUGAUAACUACGGCAGAUUCUCUAACAGGGAUAGAUUUUCCCGAGGAGGUUCCAGGGACAAGAGAGGUUUUAGAUCAUCACGUGGUGGUUGGAGCAGCGAUGAUGAGGAUGGAUUUAGGCGUGGUGUUCGAAGUUCUAGAACUCAAAAUAGCUCAUCUAGGUUUUCAAAAAGCAGUGGAGAUGACUGGUUAAUUGGUGGCAGAAGAUCAAGCAGGCCAUCAUCCAGGGACAGAUUUGGAGGUUCUUGUUUCAACUGUGGGAGGUCGGGGCACAGAGCAUCAGAAUGUCCUAACAAUCCAGACUUCUAAUUUUGUACAUUGAAGGUUCCUGUUUCAACAAUCGGCGGUCUGGGAGCAGAUCACUAUAAUGCAUUGAUUAUCAAGACUUGUCUGGUCUAUCAGUGUAUGCCCCCGCUUACAGGUUCCUUCGGACUUCAUAAAUAGUAGGCCACUGUUGCUACUGCUGAUACCAAGCUCUGCAUUGUGUUAGUUCCAUAGUUUCUUAGCAGCAGUGGCCUCGCAUUGGGUCUAAUUAUAGUCACAAGAAUCAGUGUCUUUGUAUUGUUGACUGUUUCCCCACCACGUUUUGGUGGUUUGUUUGGACUUCAAUUAUUUGUCAAGCCUACACCCCUUUUGAUUGCAACUCUGCCUAAAUAUCCCCUGGCGAUGAAUGUUAUAUUGCCUUUGCUCAA